UUCAUUUACAGCUCGUCUUUAAAUGAAUGCAGUUAUCUGGUCCCCAUUAAAGGGAGAGAACUCGUCCGGUCUUGUUGCUUCAACCACGUGUUGUGCGUGACGUCAUAAUUAAAUCUGAUGUCAUCGAGACCUUGCGCGUUUUCAAUCCUUUUCCUCGAGGAAUUCAAGCAGGAAGAAAAUGCCUCGGCCUAAGAGGAACUGUAAAUCUACAUGGAAGACGCGAGGGCAGACUAGGUCAGCCACAAGAUCUAGAGGGAGACGGUCCCAUCAGAUUGAAGUCUCCAUGCAACCCAUUGUAGAGCAGCCGGCUGUAGUUCAGUCUAAUGCAACAACAACAAAUUAUGCAGCAGUAACUCAGGACCAAGGUCAAAUCAAUCAGUUCUAUCACACUAAUCAGAACGAUUAUGUGAAUACGUCAUCUGUACAGAACCAAUGCCAUUACUCGUCACAUACCCAUGUACCAGGGGUAUUGGGACAACAGUCGCUCUAUCAUUCAAAUUCAGUGAAUACGUCAUCUGUACAGAAUCAAGGUCAUUACUCGCAGCUGGCUAAUUGUGUAGUACCAGCCUCAGUUGUACCAGUAACACAUACCCAUGUCACAGGGAUGUUGGGACAACAGUCGCUCUAUCCUUCAAAUUCAAUGCAAGUGCCAUAUACACAGCAUUGUCAGGGAGCUGUUCCUUCAACGGCCUCGGUAUCGGAAGGAUUUGCUUCAACUUCACAAGGCUUGCAGAUGUCUCCUGCUGGAGGAAUGUUCGAGUCACCUGUGGUUGGGCAGCCCCCGAUAGUACAUGAAACAUCAGGUAAUGAAAAUGUUUUCAAUUCGGUAGUAACUGAUAUGGCUUUGCAUGUAAACGCUAGUACAAAAGAAAAAAUAUUGAGUGGAGAAUUUGUUGAUUUAACAUGCUUAUUAGAAAAAGAUUCCUCCGCUCAAAGUAAAAUCUUUAAAGUUGUAAAUGGCGUACUAGUCUUGUCUGAUAGUUCUAGAUCUAUUCAACAUACUGUUUUGUCAAUUGAACAAUGGACUGAUGCCUUUUUAAUAUAUAUGAGUAUUUUGAUUGCAAAACACCCCGAAUUAGCCAUAGAAUUGUUGCAUUAUUUAAACACAAUACGAUCUGCGUCAAAACUAAAUCCGAUUGGCUGGAUAAAAUAUGACAAAUAUUUCAGGUAUAAAAUGUCACAAUAUCCAAAUACAAAAUGGUCAAACAUUGAUGCUGAGAUAUGGUUGGUAUCUAUGACGAAUCUAAGCUCAAAUCAAUCAAACAAACAAAAUCACUGCUAUGAGUUCAACGGUAAAGGGUUUUGUUCAAAACCGGGUUGUCAGUACUUGCAUAAAUGUAAAAAAUGUACCGGGCCGCAUUCUGCUUUGCUUUGCAGAUCACCUACACCAGGAUUUGUAAAUGCUUACAGAUCUAAUAAUAAUCUCAGCCAAAAUCAUUUCAGACAUCCCAGGUUUGGGCACUUCCCACAAUUUGAAACUCCUAGAGCACCUUUGGGACCUAGGCAACACCCCAAUAGAUACUUUGCGUCUAGAAAUGUGGCUCAAAGGUUAUAAUAAGGAGAAUGCAAAUUUUAUAUAACAUGGAUUCAGAGAGGGGUUUAGGCUGCAAUACAGUGGUCCCCACUGCGAAUUUACGGCAAAAAAUCUGCAGUCUGCGAUUAGAUACCCGGAAAUUUUAGCAAAAAAGCUUGAAAAGGAAGUACAAUUAGGACGCUUUUUAGGUGCCUUUACAAUUAAACCAUUUGCAAACUUACGUAUCAAUCCAAUUGGGCUAGUUCCCAAAAGUACAGGUGGAAUGCGCCUAAUAACUCAUUUGUCAUAUCCUUAUAAUGGAACUAGUGUCAACGAUUUUAUUGAUCGUGAAAUAACUAUGGUUCAAUAUUCCCGUUUUGACAAUGUUAUAAAAAUAAUACAGUGUUUAGGCCCUGGUGCACUUAUGGGGAAAAGAGAUGUUAAAUCGGCCUUCAAUCUCUGCCCUGUACACCCUGAUGAUUUCGAUUUAUUAGGUGUCAAAUUUGAUGGCAAGUAUUGGAUUCAAAAAAUGCUUCCGCAAGGGUGUUCAGUCAGCCCCGCCUAUUUUGAAAAAUUUUCAAUAUUCCUUCACUGGGCGGUUUCUCAAUAUGCAAACUCGUCAAACUUAGAUCAUUAUUUAGAUGAUUUUUUCUUUGCCGGAAAAGCCGGCACAGAGGAUUGCACAAACCUCAUGUUGGAUUUUGAGUACAUCUGUAAAGAUAUGAAUAUUCCUAUAAAUGAAGAUAAAUCAGAAGGCCCUAAUACAAUCAUCACUUAUUUAGGCAUAGAGAUUGAUUCUUUUAAAAUGGAAAUAAGAGUUCCCUUUGACAAAAUAAAUAAAGCAAAAUCAUUGCUAUUAGAUGCCUUGGUCAAACCUAAAAUUAGAUUAAGAGAACUGCAAUCAAUUCUAGGCAUUUUAAAUUUUUUCACGAAAGCAAUACCAGCAGGUCGUACUUUUAACUGUAGAUUAUACACUGCACAGUGUCAGGCAAAGAGAUCUUACCAUUAUAUUCGCUUGAAUAAAGAUCACAAGGAAGAUAUUAGAACUUGGCUGCAAUUUCUUGAUCAUUUUAAUGGUGUGUCUAUAUUCAGUGAUCAAUACUGGUCGUCAAAUCAUGACCUUGACCUUUAUUCAGAUGCUGCUGGUAACAGGCAUUUAGGCUGUGGUGCUUACAUGGACGGGGAAUGGAUAAUUUUUAAAUGGCCGAUGUUUUGGAGUAAUGAGGUAUUUAAAGACAUUACUCUUCUUGAAUUAGUCCCUAUUCUAUUGGCCUUUUACACAUGGGGAUCAAAGCUUAAAGGAAAAAAGAUUAUCAUCAAUUGUGACAACAUGAGUCUUGUGCAGAUUCUUAACAAAAAAUCAUCGCAAAAUCUGAAAGUCAUGAUUCUGCUCCGAAAACUUGUUUUGUUAUUGCUUUAUAACAAUAUACAAAUAAAAGCAAUUCACAUCGUGUCGAAGAAAAAUGAUAUAUGUGACGCAAUAAGUAGGUUACAAUUCCGUAGACUGCAGAAUUGCUUGCCUGUAAAUGCUAGCAGAACCCCUCUCUCUAUCCCAUUUGAUUUUCAGCAAUUUAUCAACAUGAAAUCAUUCGACUGGUAAACAUGUCUUUAAGUGAGAAUACAAACAAAUGUUACAAGUCGGGAUUAGAAUCAUUUAGAAAAUUUAGAAAUUCAAUGCUCUAUCCGAGCGUUUGGCCACCCAGUCUAAAUGAAAUCGUAGAAUAUAUAGCGUUCAUGUCACAUGGCGGAUAUGCAUAUAAAACGGUAAACUGUCACAUCGCUGCCAUUAGCUAUGUAAACAAAAUGAAUAAUUUCCAAGACAAUACUAAAUUUUUCAUAGUAAGAAAAAUGUUAGAAGGAAUGAACAGAUUACAAAGUCGAUCAGACUCUCGCAGGCCAAUCACUUUGCACCUUCUUAAGCAAAUUAUACAUAGCUUGGUGUUUAUAUGCAUGUCCGAUUAUGAAGCAUUACAUUUCAAAACAGCUUUUUUACUCGCAUUUUUUGGGUUAAUGCGCGUGAGCGAAACUGCAUUUCUCUGCAACGAAAUUCAGUCAAAUGAUUCAUUUGUUCAAAUACACAUAAAAUCAUCUAAAACAGAUCAGAUGGGUAAAGGUCAAACUAUACGGGUAAAUUUCGAGAGUGAAGACGCCGUGUUGCUCAAACAUACUUAAGAAAAUUAUAAAAGACAAAGACCUGCCGUUCAAGGUCAAUAUCUAUGUCAUGCAAAUGGAAAGCCAUUAACCCAAUACCAGUUUAAGCAUGUUUUACGCAAAUGUCUAGAAUAUUUGGGACAACCUCUAAACAUUUUUAAAUCACAAUCAUUUAGAAUGGGUGGAGCCACAUACAUGUUCAAUAAAGGUAUGUCUGAAUCAGCAAUUAAGCAGGCUGGACGCUGGAAGUCAAAUGUAUAUCAGUCUUACAUAAGAGUAUAAACCAAUCAACUUAAUUGUUAGGUCCUCCCGAGGUAUGGGUUAUAGGGUCUUCGAUUAUCCGAGAUGCCUACUAUUAUUCCAUCGAAAACAAGGGUCACAACCUUGGGUUGGAUCUCAAAAUAGUUUGGGAUUUUAGGUCAGGUAUGAAGGUUCAACAUCUGGCAAACACCAUACAGCACUUAGCACUGAAAUAUAUGAAAUACCCUGAUAUGCUUAUCAUUCACUGUGGUGGGAAUGAUAUUGGACAGACACCCUUAAAUGAGGCUGAGCUUUUAGCAAUACGCACAUUGAAUGAUGUACACCAGUUAGGUAUUCAAAAUGGGUUUUAUAUAAAGAUUGUCUGGUCGCAAAUUCUUCCACGUAUGUUUUACCGUGGUGAACGUAGCCACUUUAAGUUGAACAGGGCACGAAGGCGCUUUAAUACAACACUUCAAUCAUUUUGUAAAACAAUUGGCGGUGCCUAUAUUCGACAUCAAGACAUAGUGGAAGCCCAGCCUCUUUUUUGGGAUUUGGUUCAUUUGUCAGAAUUUGGUAAUGAAAUAUUCACCAAUGAUUUAAAAGAGGGUAUUGUCGCUAUUUUGCGACAUAACAGAGAUUGCUACCCUUAAGAAUAAAAAUAAUUGAUAUCAUGAACUAUUAACAAGUCAGUUAACUCUGGUAGGAGAUUAGUGGUGACCGAAUUCCGGCACCAUUUAUUAAUAAUUAUUCUUUGUUUAUGUUGUGAUAGACGCCGCUAUGAUAAUUAUGGUCGAGAUGAUGCAAAUAUGAAUAAUAAAAAUAAUAAUAAAUGAAUUCAUAUGACAGAAAACUAGAAUAUAAUCAAUUUAACAUGCAGACGACCUUCUUGCUUGGAAUCUUUAAUGUAACUCAAAAAUAGACAGAUACAAAUUUAAAGAAUAAGCAAUUGUCAUUUAUGAAGCUCAAAUUAAGAACUUUAUAUAUAGAAUAUGCGUACUAUCGGUGGCAUAAAACCUGACAUUAGCUCUUCGUCUCAUUCGUAGACUCCGCAUGAUACUUUCAACAUAGUAUAUUAAGUAUAUAGCAUAUAGUUUUGCAUUUAACUUAUUAUCGGCGACCGAGUUCCGGCAAUUAAUCCACGAUAUUAAUAUUUCAUUAAUAUAACUUCAAAACUUUACCGAAUUCCGGUAAUAUCUCCGAUGUCCGGAGAAAGAAACAAAUUUGUAUAUGCAGUAUAAAUACAAUUUUAUCAGUUGGCGAUUUACGUCGUUAGAAAUUCUGGCGUCCGAAGAGACAAUUGAAUGUCCAAAUAUUCCGGCGCUGUUGAUCGAAGUCCGAUCUAGUUACCGAUAUCCGGAACAAGUUGAAAUGAAUAUAUAUAAUAUAUCUAUACAGAUUGUUUAUGGGAUGUGCCAUUGAUCGCAAUACUGCGGGCCUCCCUACAAUUAUCGGCGUCCGAAUUCCGGGGCCACCUCCGAUAUCCGGAGUACACACAAGUUUUUCCAAAACAAAAAAUUGGGGGGUCCUUACGUAUCUGUAGGGGGCCUUUAUGUACAUUUUUGGCAUUUUUUGUCGUUGAUAAGACGCUACUCCUUGGCAGGGCUUGGUCCUACGACGUAGUCUUGUCCCGGCGCUUUGGCAUUCUAGCGCACUUAUCAAGUAACAUAUUCAUGUGUUUAAAGAAGCAUUCGGCAUUGUUCUUGAUUGGUAUUUAUAUUACAAACCUUUCUUUUGGCAUAUUGGAAAUCUCAAUCAAAGUUAUAUUGAACAUAUUUUGUAUAAUAUAUAUUAUUGCAUGUGCAAUGCGUUUUUGUUACAAGUCAGUCAUGGCCAAGCAACUGCCAUCCUUUUAUAAAUAGAUAAUAUUGCUUUUAAGGUUAUAUGUUCUGAAUAGAAUACCAUAUAUAAAUAUAUAUUGUGUUAGUUUUUUCUCACAGGGUGAACAGAUAAAUCCAUUCAUUUACAGCUCGUCUUUAAAUGAAUGCAGUUAUCUGGUCCCCAUUAAAGGGAGAGAACUCGUCCGGUCUUGUUGCUUCAACCACGUGUUGUGCGUGACGUCAUAAUUAAAUCUGAUGUCAUCGAGACCUUGCGCGUUUUCAAUCCUUUUCCUCGAGGAAUUCAAGCAGGAAGGUCGACAUUUUGCUUUUUCUUACAAAUUAACCCUCCCAAACCCUACCCUUGUAGAAAGAUUUAUUGAUUAUAUAUUUGGAAGAGUUGCUUCGUUUGUUUCUUUGUAUAUUUUCAGCAUAAACUGCUCACUAGAUCAAUUGAUAUGCUAUCUUAGCCAUUGAUACACCUUAAUGAUCUACGUCAUGACUGGCUGAUGGGAAGAACCUUAACACUGAAAAAUCACUGGACAAGACUUGUGUGUGGUAUGACAGUAUAGUGAUGUGAUUUAAUGUGAUUUACAGGAACCAAGAUUCAUUAAUUAUGUUGAAAGAGUAAAGUGUUCAUGUUGAAGAAAUUAUGACAUAGAUUGAUUUAGAUCUACAUUUGAUAUUAUGUAAAGAACAAAAGAAAUGUAUUUGUGACUUGUGUGAAAAUAAGAAAUUGUGAAUGUGAUUUAAACUAACAUUUAUGAAAAGAUAACAAGGUUCUUUCCAUAAUUAAUAAUUGAUUAUAUUAUAAUAAUUGCAUUAAAUAUUAUGAUACGGCAUUCUAGCGCACUUAUCAAGUAACAUAUUCAUGUGUUUAAAGAAGCAUUCGGCAUUGUUCUUGAUUGGUAUUUAUAUUACAAACCUUUCUUUUGGCAUAUUGGAAAUCUCAAUCAAAGUUAUAUUGAACAUAUUUUGUAUAAUAUAUAUUAUUGCAUGUGCAAUGCGUUUUUGUUACAAGUCAGUCAUGGCCAAGCAACUGCCAUCCUUUUAUAAAUAGAUAAUAUUGCUUUUAAGGUUAUAUGUUCUGAAUAGAAUACCAUAUAUAAAUA
Messenger RNA from Ruditapes philippinarum (Manila clam), 6830 nucleotides. RefSeq lists its product as uncharacterized. Bases 179 to 1555 code for a protein of 458 amino acids. Gene Ontology annotation, molecular function: metal ion binding. NCBI's taxonomy places the organism in Eukaryota, Metazoa, Mollusca, Bivalvia, Venerida, Veneridae. The transcript is spliced from 2 exons. The record is from RefSeq and is a predicted model, not a curated record.